Molecule: messenger RNA, 1024 nt
Organism: Phyllostomus discolor (pale spear-nosed bat)
Lineage: Eukaryota; Metazoa; Chordata; Mammalia; Chiroptera; Phyllostomidae
Gene: HSD17B8
Product: hydroxysteroid 17-beta dehydrogenase 8
Exons: 9
Coding region: 95-862 (255 amino acids)
Biological process (GO): estrogen biosynthetic process
Molecular function (GO): estradiol 17-beta-dehydrogenase [NAD(P)+] activity
Source: RefSeq, a predicted model, not a curated record
ACGGGGCUGCAAUUGGCCUGGCUUUGCUAUUGCCACGCCCCCACUGUGCCCGGAUUGGCUCUGUGCUGGAUUGCCCGUUCAUCCACAGCCAGCUAUGGCGGCUCAGCUCCGGCUCCGCUCUGCAGUAGCCCUGGUCACAGGUGCGGGUAGCGGCAUCGGCCGAGCAGUCAGUGUGCGCCUGGCCCAAGAGGGGGCUGCAGUGGCUGCUUGCGACCUGGACGGGGCAGCGGCACGGGAGACGGUGCAGCUGCUGGGCGGGCCAGGGAGCGAGAAGAGGGCCCACGCUGCCUUCCAGACUGAUGUGUCUGAGGCCGGGUCCGCCAGGCGCCUGCUGGAACAAGUGCAGGCCUGCUUUACUCGCCCACCAUCUGUCGUCGUGUCCUGUGCGGGCAUUACCAGGGAUGAGUUUCUACUUCACAUGUCUGAGGAUGACUGGGACAAAGUCAUAGCUGUUAACCUCAAGGGCAUCUUUCUAGUCACUCAGGCAGCAGCCCAAGCCCUGGUGUCCAGUGGUUGUCAUGGCUCCAUCAUCAACAUCAGUAGCAUCAUAGGGAAGGUGGGGAACAUGGGACAGACAAACUACUCAGCGUCCAAGGCUGGAGUGAUUGGGCUGACCCAGACUGUAGCUCGGGAGCUCGGACGAUAUGGGAUCCGCUGUAACUCUGUCCUUCCGGGGUUCAUUACAACACCCAUGACACAGAAAGUGCCACAGAAAGUGCUGGACAAGAUAACUGCAAUGAUCCCAGUGGGACAUCUGGGAAACCCUGAGGAUGUGGCAGAUGUGGUCGCCUUCUUGGCAUCUGAUGACAGUGGAUACAUCACCGGGGCCUCAGUGGAAGUCACCGGAGGUCUUUUCAUGUAACUGCCUCAAGGACCCUGGACUCUGCUCACUCCCCCACCACUCUGCCGGGCCUCCUGCUGAUGAGAACUCUGAGUUCCCAGGCUACAAAAAGGGUGGCAGUGUAUGGCUCAGGAAUGCUGAAUAUGGGAGGCAGGGGUGCUUGUGACCCUAAUAAAUUCCAAA